Messenger RNA from Castor canadensis (American beaver), 5315 nucleotides. RefSeq names its product G protein-coupled receptor 17 (gene Gpr17). Gene Ontology annotation, biological process: positive regulation of Rho protein signal transduction; phospholipase C-activating G protein-coupled receptor signaling pathway. The record is from RefSeq and is a predicted model, not a curated record. Gene Ontology annotation, molecular function: G protein-coupled receptor activity. NCBI's taxonomy places the organism in Eukaryota, Metazoa, Chordata, Mammalia, Rodentia, Castoridae. Gene Ontology annotation, cellular component: plasma membrane.
CUUUGAUGAUGGUAUGACCUAUGUAUCAAAGGCUAAUCAUGGUCUGACCUGAGAACAACCCAGAGAGCCAUGUUUUUGUCCAUCUGGGGCUUAAGGAGGGCAAGGAGCUUGUCCAUACACCCACAAAUGGUCAGUUGGAACCAGCAUCCAUGCCAUUUGCCUCUAGGCUACCUUAGCACAAAGAGCAGCCAGGUGAAGGAGACUGUCUGGAAGCAGGACUUGGGCCAGGGAGGGAGAGAUGCCCAAUGCAGAGGACACCACCACUGCUCUGGCACAGUGCUGCCACUACGGCUUCCUCCUACAGCCACACCUGCCCACAUGCCCCACCAUGGAGGCCCUAGAUCUAUAUUACAACGCUUAUCUGACUCACAGCCCUGGGACUCGACACUGCCUCAGGCCCUGCUCAUAUUCUAUGUGUCCCCCGCCCCCCAGUGACACAGGCUUGGCUGGCAGUCUGAACAGAGGGAGCCUUGAGAAGUUUGUGCUAAUUUUGCCUGGCUGGCCUUGAACUGCCAUUCUCCUGUCUCUGCUUCCCAAGCAGCUAGUAUUACAGGUGUCUGCUACCACUGAUGCCCACCUCUUAGGACUGUAAGCCAGCGUAGGGAGGCCCUCGCCAUGCAGGGUCGGGGUGGGGGUCACACCUGCAAGCUGCCCUUCUGGAGUGGUCAGAUGAUAACUGUGCUGCAAAGCAAAGUCAGGGGCAGCCAGGGUGGAGGGCACCCAGCUUGGCUCUUUCCAGACCUGGGUUCCCACAGGGGCAGGGAUAAGAAGGCAGGGCUGACAGCAGCCUCCUGCUCCAACUCUGGGCUGUGGCUGCUCUGGUCCUACACCUGCCCUUCUUGCCCAUACUCUCCACUCCCAGGCCCAGGUGAGGGGAAGCACGGUGUUUGGGAGCCCCUUCUUCUUGGAUCUCUUGAGGGAUUAAAGUCAAAACAGAGAUCAGUUUCUCUAGCUGGUAGGAAGCAAUAGGGAGCACCAGAUCUGGGAUGUGAAAGGUAUAAACAACUGGUUACCGAGGCUGGCAGGGCUCUGAGCUCAGCCCUCAGCUGGGGUCACACUAGGCAGCCCCUGGAGCCUCUCUGGAGCUAUAGAUCUUCACAGGAAAAUCCUGGCCAGUCUCUCUGCCUCCGGGUACAGGCUCUUUGCCUCCUGGAAAGAUCUUGCCACCUGACUGUGGAACAACCCUGAAGGGGAAAAGACACCCUGCUGGCCUGAGGCCCAGUCCAAGGUCUUCCUAAGUUCCGACACCCUUGUUAGGAUGUCCAGAAUAGAGAUGGUGGGCAGAGGGCAGAAAGCAUCCCAAGAGACUGGGGCUGUCACUGCUGGAGGACAGAGCAGCCCACUGCACACCUGCUGUAGCCCCACUGGUGUCAGGGGCUGGCUGGGGCAGCCAGAGCACUCUGCUCCCUGCAGCUGUGGAAAGGUUGAGAGAGCUGGGCAGGCAGGCCAGGGAGGGCCCCAGCAACGCAGGGGCUGAAGGUGGCUUCCAAGCACCGAUGCCACCAAUUCACCCCUGGGAAGCAGGGCUCACUUGACAUUCAGAUGGCACACCUGGGAGUACUCUCCAGAGCCACAGGCAGUUGGGGCCCACCUCUGUGCAGACAGAGGCCCAGUGUGCUCCACUUCAGAUUUCUGGGUCUCUCAGUAAUGACUCCAGGCCUUUGGCAGUGACAUGGCUGCUCAGUGGGGAAACCCCAGACCCCAGUUCUGAUGCUCAGCCAGUUACAAAUGACACAGGAGGUCCCUGCAGUCACCUGUGCAUGAUGACCAGCCUGGAGCAGCUCCGUUGGUGGAAGGUUCUGAGGGUGUCAGAGGUCUUACUCUGACUUUUGGGGAAUAUGAAGUUUUGCCGUCCUGGGCUCCCCACAACCUGUUGGCAUGUUCCCUCCAGGUGUGUCCCAAGCUCUGCCUCCGGCCAAAGCAUGAAUGGCCUCGAGGUGGUCUCCCCAAGUCUAACUGACAACUCUUCUGCGGCUGCUGAGCAAUGUGGGCAGGAGACACCGCUGGAGAACAUGCUGUUUGCCUGCUUCUACCUCCUGGAUUUCAUCCUGGCUUUUGUGGGCAAUGCCCUGGCCCUGUGGCUUUUCAUCCGGGACCGCAAGUCAGGCACCCCAGCCAAUGUGUUCCUGAUGCACCUGGCUGUGGCUGACUUGUCCUGUGUGCUGGUCCUGCCCACCCGCCUCGUCUACCACUUCUCUGGGAACCACUGGCCAUUUGGGGAAAUCCCAUGCCGACUCACCGGCUUCCUGUUCUACCUCAACAUGUAUGCCAGCAUCUACUUCCUCACCUGCAUCAGCGCUGACCGCUUCCUGGCCAUUGUGCACCCAGUCAAGUCCCUUAAGCUGCGCAGGCCUCUCUAUGCCCACCUGGCCUGUGCCUUCCUGUGGGUGGUGGUGGCUUUGGCCAUGGCCCCGCUGCUGGUGAGCACUCAGACGGUGCAGACCAACCACACGGUGGUCUGCCUGCAGCUAUACCGGGAGAAGGCCUCCCACCGCGCCCUCGCCUCCCUGGCUGUGGCCUUCACCUUCCCUUUUGUCACUACGGUCACCUGCUACCUGCUAAUCAUCCGCAGCCUGCGGCAGGGCCCCCGUGUGGAGAAGCGGCUCAAGAACAAAGCUGUCCGCAUGAUCGCCAUGGUGCUGGCUAUCUUCCUGGUCUGUUUCGUGCCCUACCACGUCCACCGCUCUGUCUACGUGCUACACUACCGCGGUGGCGGGACCUCCUGCACCGCCCAGCGUGUCCUGGCCCUAGGGAACCGAAUCACCUCCUGCCUCACCAGCCUCAACGGGGCCCUCGACCCUGUCAUGUACUUCUUCGUGGCUGAGAAGUUCCGCCACGCCUUGUGCAACUUGCUCUGUGGCAAGAGGCUCACAGGCCCACCCCCCAGCUUCGAAGGGAAGACCAACGAGAGCUCACUGAGCGCCAGGUCAGAGCUGUGAGCCGCAAGGUGCUGCCCUUGGGCUGGCCACAGGCUGUCACAGGAGGACCAGCCCCUUAGGAAGUUUGCUGCCAGACCCAGCAGGAGAAGUUCUCCUGACACCUGCUGAGCAAACAACCUGGAAUUUCAGCAGGUCCCCACUCCUCCUUCCAAGGUCACCCAAUGGGAGCUCAGUGUUCUCCCUGAAAAAGGAAAGCUGACAAUGGGGAUGGAUUGGUCACUCCUCUGAGGGCUGACCCGAUCCUGGGGACUGGGCUGACCCUGCUUACUUGCAGCUCCCAGACACUCAGUGACUUCACCCAUGCUAAGGGGGGAAGGGAGACAGAAGAAUGAUUCUGGAACAAUGAGGGUCUUUCUUUCCCGGCUAAGCUCUCAGCCUCCUUCCCUCUAUAGACAAGCACGGCAGUGAAGCCCUCAGAAAGACUCACGAGGCAGGCUGCUAGACCCCAGGUGAAGAGGCACAUGAAUCUGAAGGGAAGACUGGGGAGGUGUCUAAAUAUUUCCUUUGUAGCACAAGGUACAUACACUGAGUUCCCUUCAUGGCUCCUUUGCCAAAUGACACCUUUCUGAGUUUAGGGGAACACGGACUACAAAUGGUAAUCAAAUGCCACUGUAAAUACUUUUCACACUGGGUGCACGUGACCCCCCAGCAAACCCGACCUACGGAGUACAUUAGCUCAGCUCUGGGCGCCUGUUCCCUCCUGCUGUAAAUCCCCCACCCAAACACACACAGCUGCCCCUCGCCUGACAUGGCAUGGACGGACAGCCAUGGGUGCUUACCUCAGGCAGGGCCAGGCAUGUAAACCACUAACCAGACCCAGCAGGGACAUCCUGAACUCCACUCCCUCCCAAGAGGCCUUCACCAACCUCAGCCGGCCGAGCUCUGAGCUGUUACACGCUUUGCUCUAACACAUCCUUUUUGGUACUUGUUUGUACUGAUCAUAAAUGUAAGUGUUGCCUUAAGAUGGAGGAGGUUAUUGCGAUUACUCGAUAUGAUGCUCUCCCCAGAACUUCUCCCUUCCCCGCUCACGUUACUCAGCCUCUGGCUGCCACCCUGUGCCUAUCAUUACAGAAACACAUACUUUUCUAUAACCUUGUACUUCCCAAAGCACUUUUGGUCUCCUCCAAUUUUCCAGCCAGUCAGUGGGGCAGUAGCCAAGGUCAAGUCUUGGCUCCAGAAGGGGCCAGGACUCACUCUAGGCACACACCUGGUUGGUGACCCUACUGAUCAGCACUGAUCCCCCACCCAGUAUUGUCCCUUGACCCCUCCACUGCACUGUCUGCCCCUCACCAAGACAACAUGCUGAGGACCGGGCACUGUGCUGGUCCUGCAGACACCAGGACCGACACAAGGCCAUGUGCAUCUCUUGUGGAGUAGCAAAUUAAUGCACACAGUCAAUCGUUGCAGCCAUGACAGGAGGGACAAUAGGUGCCGUGAUAGAGAACAAGUGCUCAGGCAGGAGACGGUGUGGCAGUCCAAUGGACAGCUGGGGUGUCCGACAAGGGAGUUUGAAUGGAGAGGCAGACAUGAUCAUAAGUGGAGGAGAAACUCACAGCUCAGAUUGGGGCCCAUUGUAUUUGGAAUGCCUGGUGGCCCUCAAGAGGUGAUGGCAUUGUGGCAGCUGAGUACAACAAGGGAGAGGUCUGCGUGUGCCCGAGUGGUUCUGACAUGCCACGUAGGGGUCUGAGACCUUAGCUGCAAGGGCAGAGCACAAAGCCCCAAACAACCUGCCCCCCACCCCAGAGAAGAAGAGACUGAGCUGGUACUGGCAACCCACAGAGCUUCCUCCAGUAGAGGGAUGCUGCAGUGGGCACUGCUGGGAAGGCCCUGGCCAUGCAGAGCAGAGUGAGCAGCUGGAGUACACAGGGGGCAGGGGCUCCCCUAAGGCCAGCCUCAGACAGGUGGGAGGUGUGGAGGCAGCAGUAGGAGGAGUAGGGGCAGGGAGAAAAAAGUAAGACUUCUUGGAAGGUGCUGAUGAGGUUUACGGCCCUGGUUUAGAGUAAAUUUGAGCAACAUGGUUGGGUGAUUUCUCUCUAGCAACAAUCAGCUGUGUGAGUACAGGUGGGGGAAGAUGGUCAUCAUGGUGAGGAAAUUCCUUGAACUCAAAGCUCCUUAUCCACUGUGGCCCUCUCAUGGCUCCUGCUGGGGCACCCUGGUCCAUUCUUUCUAUUGGCUAUUGGCGAGGAGCACCCCUUGUGUCCGUCCACCCAGGCUCUCACCCUCACUCCCCGCAACCUCAGUCCUCACCUGAGCACUGGGAGUGAUACUGGCCACUUUGCAGCGUUGGAGAAGGGUCUAUAGCCAUGACUGUACAGGACGCAGAGCCUGGACACAGAGCCUGGCACUUGUGGUGAGGGGCCCUCCUCUCUGCCCCAA